This is a messenger RNA of Eremothecium sinecaudum, 603 nucleotides long. RefSeq names its product flavodoxin-like fold family protein (gene PST2). Bases 1 to 603 code for a protein of 200 amino acids. The record is from RefSeq and is a predicted model, not a curated record. Lineage: Eukaryota; Fungi; Ascomycota; Saccharomycetes; Saccharomycetales; Saccharomycetaceae. Gene Ontology annotation, molecular function: FMN binding; NAD(P)H dehydrogenase (quinone) activity. The transcript has a single exon.
AUGUCUACUAAGAAGGUUGCAAUUAUAAUCUACACUACUUACGGUCACGUUGCCAAGUUAGCAGAGGCUGAACGCCAGGGGGUUAUCUCUGCUGGAGGUAGCGCGGACAUAUACCUUGUCCCCGAAACCCUUCCCGAGGAAGCACUAAAGGGAUUACAUGCUCCACCAAAGCCAGACUAUCCUGUAGCCACUCCAGAUGUGCUAACUUCUUAUGACUAUUUCUUGUUUGGUAUGCCUACUAGAUUCGGUUCAUUCCCAGCGCAGUGGAAGGCAUUCUGGGACGCAACCGGUGGUUUAUGGGCAAGCGGCGCCCUACACGGUAAGUUUUUCGGUAUGUUCAUUUCAACCGGGACCGGUGCAGGUAACGAAACUACCAUCUUAAACUCGCUUUCAGUACCCGUUCACCACGGUAUGAACUUCAUUUCGCUAGGCUACAAGAACGUAGCUCAGUAUCUAAGCAAUACCGAAGUAGCACAUGGAGGCUCACCAUGGGGAGCAGGAACCCUUGCAGGCGCAGACGGUUCGCGCCAACCAUCGGAGACAGAGUUGAAGGUAGCCGAGAUCCAAGGCCAAACCUUCUUCCAAACCAUCUCAUCUAUUUAG